Stomoxys calcitrans (stable fly) is the source of this 2389-nucleotide messenger RNA. RefSeq lists its product as uncharacterized. Lineage: Eukaryota; Metazoa; Arthropoda; Insecta; Diptera; Muscidae. The transcript has 6 exons. The record is from RefSeq and is a predicted model, not a curated record. Bases 463 to 2319 code for a protein of 618 amino acids.
CCUUGAGUGGCAAAUGCCCUAAAUUCAAAUGUCAAAGUGGUUUUAGAAAUAAACUUGGUUUUACAACUUAUCUUCUUCAAAUGUGUUUUGUAUUCGUAUUUUCAUCAUUAUAAUACUGGUUUGUUGCUUAUGUGUGGAAUAUCGGAUCAAAUAGAAAAUCUUAUCAAGACAUUAAGAUUUACUACAAAAUCAAAACAAAAAUAAAAAAUUGUACUCAACUGUUCGCAUGACCUCACCUUAUAAGUGCAUCCUGGCUCUGGCCAAGCCAGCCCACCGCCAUUCGUAAGGGUGGCAACCUUAAAUAAAUCAAACAAAACCAACGAGGAUUUUAAUUUGUUGCCGAUUUUAAUAUCCGCGUCUCUUAAUUCUCAUUAUCAUUCCAAACACUCAUGCCUCCCAUGGAAAGGAGUUCGCAUUGAAGUCGCCGAUCACAAUUCAACGCCGAAUAUCAAAAUAUAGAAAAUGGUUUGCAUAGUCUGUAAAAAAAAGGUGGCGGGCGAUUGCUUUACUUUAGCCCUAGAAAGUCUAAAGGAACAUUAUACAUAUUACAGGAAUUCAUUUACUCAGCGGGACGCGGAGCUGGAUAAAUUUAAAGAACGUAAUGAACAGUUGAAUAAAGCUCUGCAGCUGUUGCAAAAUGAGCAGCAACGAAGGCCCUCAAAAAAAUUUAGGGCACAUCAAGAAGAUAGCUCAGAUAAGCAUUUACAAUCAGCACAGAAUAAAAAUCUUAAUCAAAACAUUACUGGAGGUCUUUCCGAUAUUAGUUUGACCGAUGAUGAAACAUACGCUAGUGUUUCCCAUCUUAAUAUGGCUUUAAACAGUGAGCAACUGUUUGAGACAUCCCUUAUAAGCCCGGCCAAACCAGAAGCAAGUAUAACUUCAGCUUUAGAAUUAGUUAUAAGUCCUCGCAGCAAAGCUGCUCCCAUUAGAAGACUUAAAGAAAAAGAAAAUAUGCGUCUUAGCAAAGCAAAAUCGUUGGAGACGUCCAAAUCGGAAAACUAUGAAAAGGAAAGUUCAAGUCAGACAAAUAAAUCUUGGGCUAUGACUUUGUUAAGGCCUACGACAUCUGUGGCAACGUCAUCUAAGAGAAUGGCAUCUAAGGUUGGAGUAAAUAUAAAGCCUGAGAAAAAAAUUAAUUUGUCGCUGAAAAAGGCUAAUCCAAGCAAAAUGAAACAGUCCAUAUUACAAUUUGACAAUUGCAAGGAUGCGAGUUUAAUUGAGCCUGAUGUAUGUGAUGAUGUUAUAGAUGCCAGCCCAGUGCCCUUAAGUAAAAACCCUAGGUUGGGCAAAUCUUGGGCCCACAGAAGCGGCCACAAUCACAGCUUGCAAAAGAACAAAACCAGCCCCAUCACCAACAGCACAGAUCCAAAAAUCGUAGAUUGCCAGCGAAAACCUGAUGAAAGUAGUAUAGAAAAUAUUGUGUUUGAUUUUUCGCCAACAAAAAAGAACGAAACAAUCAACGAAAACAUACAACACUUAAAAACAAAGCUCGAAUCCAAGCAAUUGUAUUUUGAUGGUAAUGACUCCACCAAUUGUGUAGUUACAUCAGAUGGUCCGGAGUCACUUAUGGGCAGUAAAUCGGAAGACAGUUCUAGUGUGAUGUUGUUAACACCAACAACACAAGAUGUUAUAUGUAUAGAUGACAGCACUAAUGAUUUUGGUGAAAUAGAUACAAUGGAUAUGCUGGCAAACAUACAGAAAACGGAAUCAGAAUCAAUAGAGAAUCUUAGACAAAUUGAGAGUAAAAACAUUGUAAAGAAACAACAAAAAGAGUUGUGUGGUGAACAUUUUUUUCUAAAGCCUGCUGCUUGCAUUAAAAAGGAAAAAAAAUCUCAAGCGAAUUUGGAAGUACAGAAAAUUGAGGACAGGUUAUUGCAUAGGACUGCUUUCAACUUGAAUACAAAUAAAAAUCAAAGUUUUGGUAUAACUUCCAAAAAUGCAAUAGAAGAGAAGAUCCACGAGCAAGAGGAACAGGUAGAAGAUAAUGAUGAUGACGACGCCAUGCCUAAACCAUUUGUUGUAAAACAAGAACCCAAGGACUAUUCCCACAUUCCUAAAAAAUUAACUUUUAAGGAACGUUUUAAUAUUGAAUGUGAUAACUGCGAAAAGCUCUACCGCCUUUUGGGGCCAAAUUUAUCGGAUCGUGAAUUUGAAUUGCAUUUAAAUAAGUGUAGCUUUCACAAUCAGCCUGAUAUGCCGCAAAAUACCCCAGAAGGUUUCUGGAAUCCUCUUAUGUUAACCUUUGAUGAAAAUGAUCCUAGAAAUGAAGUGCUUAUCGAUAACCGUUUCAAGGAUAACAAACACCAAUUCAAAAAAUAAUUUGUUAUUGUUUACGUUUAUGCAAAUAUGUAAGAGAUUUAGGACUACAACUAUUAUUUACCACACAUCA